Papilio xuthus (Asian swallowtail) is the source of this 3172-nucleotide messenger RNA. It is a transcript of the gene oxt, whose product is annotated as Xylosyltransferase oxt. Lineage: Eukaryota; Metazoa; Arthropoda; Insecta; Lepidoptera; Papilionidae. Gene Ontology annotation, biological process: chondroitin sulfate proteoglycan biosynthetic process; heparan sulfate proteoglycan biosynthetic process. The transcript is spliced from 4 exons. The record is from RefSeq and is a predicted model, not a curated record. Gene Ontology annotation, molecular function: protein xylosyltransferase activity. The coding region runs from base 203 to 2905 and encodes 900 amino acids. Gene Ontology annotation, cellular component: membrane.
ACAUAUCUAUUGUUAUCUAUUUUGUAUAACACAGUGUUGUAAUUGUUUGUAAUAGUAUUGCCCCGCUUCUUCAAAAAUGUGUACAUUUUGUUUUAUUUUUUUGUUCUUAUCUCAUUGCUCUAAUUUAUGUAAAAGUACAAAAUAAUGUAUACGUGCCGUAUCGAAAUAAUUGUUGUUAAAUCACUAAUAAGAAGGGUUGGAAAUGGCUUUUAAUGUUCGAAAGUUUUUUUAUAAGUAUGCAAAGUGGUUAGGGGCUACGGUUUUAACUACUUUUUUCAUUCAAAUUUUAAUUUCAAUCAGCCUAUUUCCAACAGUUAACGACAAUUUAUUAAAAAAGUUUGGUCAUACAUCAUUAGAGCGCCAUGAAUUUGGCGAUGUAUCUGCAAGGAAAAUUAUUAAUGGAUAUUCGGAUGAUGAAGAUAUACAUACUAAAACGUCGUCUCAAACUAAAUCAACUCCGCAUUUGAGAAUUGAAGAAUUAGAUUUCAAACCUGCAUGUGACAUCAAAAGCAGAGAAGCUGUCUCUGCAAUACAUCGGGCUAAAACCCAAAGCUGUAAACAAGAAAUUGUCAAUAAGACUUGUCUAAUACAAAAUGGAAAUUUUUAUCCUACUAAGUUACCCAACAAAUGUCCCUCAAAUGGCAUGACUUAUGGGAAAUACUAUGGAUGUUAUUUAGAUGAAAAAAAAUUAAGAAUAUUGUCCAGUUUUUAUGGAAAUUAUGCCACAACAAAUUCACCAGAGUUUUGUGUAGAUAUAUGCAUGCAGGCUGGGUUUCCUUAUGCUGGUGUACAAUAUGCUUCAGAAUGUUUUUGUGGUGAUGUUAUACCCCCUGAAUCUGCCAAAACAAUGGAAGGAUCAUGCAAUAUGAAGUGUCCUGGUAAUUCUACCAAGAUUUGUGGAGGAUAUUUUACAAUGAACAUAUAUGAAACUGGAUUAACAAAAUUUGUCCCCAUUACACCAAAACUCUCAAGUAAUGUGAAGGAAUCAGUUCGAAUUGUUUUCCUUUUGACCUUAAAUGGGCGUGCAUUGAGACAAGUUCAUAGACUGAUAAAUGUACUUUAUAGAAGUCAUCACUAUUUUUAUAUACAUGUUGAUAAAAGACAGGAUUACAUGCAUCGUAAGUUAUCUGCAUUAGAGAAAAAAUUUCAAAAUGUAAGGUUGGCACCAAAUCGGUAUGCCACCAUUUGGGGCGGAGCAUCUUUAUUGAAGAUGCUUCUCUCUUCAAUGAAAGAUUUUAUGUCCUUAGGUUGGCAGUGGGAUUAUGUUAUUAAUUUAAGCGAAAGUGAUUUUCCCAUUAAAUCCCUGGAGGAUUUGGAAACAUUCCUGUCAGUUAAUAAAGGUUUAAAUUUUGUUAAAUCUCAUGGUCGUGAAGUACAAAGAUUUAUUAAAAAGCAAGGCUUGGAUAAAACUUUUAUUGAAUGUGAAACUCACAUGUGGCGUGUCGGCGAAAGAAAAUUGCCACAAGGAAUCAUCAUAGAUGGAGGCAGUGAUUGGAUAGCCCUCUCACCUGAAUUUGUUUCAUAUGUAGUUGGAAAACACGAUGAAUUAUUGAGUGGCUUACAUGUUAUAUUUCAACACACCUUAUUACCAGCAGAGUCAUUUUUCCACACAGUUUUAAGAAAUUCUAUAUUUUGUAACACAUAUGUGGAUAAUAAUCUUCAUGUUACGAACUGGAAAAGGAAAUUAGGUUGUAAAUGUCAAUAUAAACAUGUUGUUGAUUGGUGUGGAUGUUCACCGAAUGACUUUAGGACGGAAGAUUGGCCAAGAAUUCAAAAUACACUGAAUCGUCAAUUAUUUUUUGCUCGGAAAUUUGAACCUGUUAUAAACCAAGAGGUUAUAACAAGAGUAGAGCAAUUAAUAGGACUUACUGACCAUUACCACAUUAACAAUCUAGAAGGAUAUUGGCAAAAUAUAUAUGACAUAGAAGAUUUGCCUGCUAGUACUGAUGAUACCUUAUUGUCUCAUGCUGGCAGCAUUCUGCGUCAAAAUGCCAAGAUCUUACUGCAAGAAGAUUGUACUAUAGAACUUGGUGAGGUUCAUGAAAUAAAUUUGUACAAGUAUGCAGACGUAUACAAAGGUAACUUAAUUUUAUACAAAGCUUUAAUUGAGAAUGAACAUGAAGUUUUUAUAGAAACUUGGUAUAAACCAAAACAUUAUUUAGAAAUCAAUUCAAAAAGUCAAUAUAGUGAUAUUGUUAAAAUAUUUAAAGUUAGUUCAGAUUAUGAUCAAAAAGAAAUGACAUUCAGAAAUUUUGGUAGCAUUUUAGGGCCACUGUCUGAACCAAGUUUAGUAUAUCAAUUCUCUCUGAUUGAAAAACUAACAGAGAAUUUAACUGUUAUAUUAUUAGAUCCGGCAGGUAUUAUUGCCGAAGUCAAUACAAUAUAUAAAGAAGAAAACAAUUUAACAAAUUUUAUCAAAUUUAAUGUGAAGACACCACUCUUGCCUGGUGUAUGGAAAGUGACUUUGUUGGAACAAAAUUAUGUUCCAAUAGCCAUGACAAAAUUCCUUGUAACUCCAUUAGAAUAUUUUUCUGGUAAAGAAAUGUCUCAUCAAGAAACUAGUUUGAUUCAUAGUGGGUCAAGUAAUUCAUACAAAAACUAUUCUCAAAUAAAAGACAUUGAUUUAUUGCCAAGUAAAAAGGAUAGUUUAUUGCUUCAAGAUCUUGCAUUUUCAAAUAUCAAAAGAAUUGGACAUGAUCUAAGAGAGUGGAUUGAUAGCUUAAACGUCGUAUUUUAUGAUAUACUAGGAUCUUGUUUAAGUGGUGACAAUUUUAAAGAUAAACUAAUAUGUGGAAAGAAUACAUUUCGAGACUGUGUUUCAACUGACUGGAGUUCCUUAUCACCAGACCCUAAAGGGACAAUUGGUAAAUUAAAUCUACGAACUGGUCGCUUAGAAAGAAUUUGACAACAGAUUUAUUUAUUUAUGUUGUUAUAUUUUAUUAUUCUCUGCAAAGUUUUAUCAUUGGUAAAUCAGAAACCAUUUGUACAUUUUCCAAUCACGCACUUUAUUUUAAUAAGUUUACUACAGAAACAAUGAACAAUAAUUCAGACUAGUCUUUUAAAAUUAAGAAUAGUUUUAGAACGAAGAAUGUGUUGUAUGCCGAAAAUAGUUUCGUUUUUUUUAUUUUAGAAAAUAAGUAAAAAAGUAUUGUAAAGUAAAAAUUUACCAAUG